Messenger RNA from Impatiens glandulifera, 993 nucleotides. Its product is annotated as ATP-dependent Clp protease proteolytic subunit-like. Gene Ontology annotation, molecular function: ATP-dependent peptidase activity; serine-type endopeptidase activity; ATPase binding. The coding region runs from base 316 to 993 and encodes 225 amino acids. The transcript is spliced from 3 exons. Gene Ontology annotation, biological process: protein quality control for misfolded or incompletely synthesized proteins. Gene Ontology annotation, cellular component: endopeptidase Clp complex. The record is from RefSeq and is a predicted model, not a curated record. NCBI's taxonomy places the organism in Eukaryota, Viridiplantae, Streptophyta, Magnoliopsida, Ericales, Balsaminaceae.
UCUCAAGCAGCCCCCGAAGAAGCCAUCUCUCUCAAGCAGCCCCGCCCCCGAAGAAGCCCGACCCUCACUCUCACAGCACCUCUCUCUCUAACAUAUAUUUCUCUUUCUCUGCAGAAAUUCCCAAACAAGAUACUGUAUUUCUUCGUCCUUCCAUGGAUUCCCUUUUGGGUUGUGGCAGGGAAAAGGGAAAAUGGGGUUGUCGGGCGGCUCUGCAGCAGCGGCAGGGAAAAUGGGUUGUCGGGCGGCUCUGCUGCAGCGGCAGGGGGGACAAACCCUACUUUUAUUUGAAAUUGGUUGAAAUCGAUCGCCAUUCCAAUGUUGAGUCUGAGAAAGAUCAUUGCAGCUGCUUCCCGACCACUCUCAAGAACUUUCCGCACCCAUCCAUAUGUUUUCUCAAUCCUUCUUGAUUCCAGAAGGGUCUUCAUCAAUGGAAUGAUUGAUGAGGAAAGUUCCAAUUCGGUUAUUUGUCAACUCAUGUAUCUGGAGCACAAAGAGCCAACGUUGCCGAUUCAAAUCAUCAUCAAUUCUCGGGGAGGAAGUUUCGCCUCAGGUAUGGCCAUUUACGACCAGAUUCAAUCUCUCGCUUGUCCCGUACACACUUCGUGUGUCGGGAAUGCAGCUUCAAUGGCUGCAGUGUUACUUGCAGCAGGCAAAAAAGGUUUUAGAUAUGCCUCAAUCAACAGUUUCAUUAUGAUCCAUUCGGCAAGUGCUGGAUUUCAAGGUUUCACAAGGGAUGUGAAGAUCGGCGUUGAUCGCCUUCUUCAAGUAGAGGAAGACAAGAUUGUUGUCCGUAAGUUGGCCAAACACACGGGCCUUUCAAUAGACUUCCUGAUGAAGUCUAUUAAAAGGGAUAAUUAUAUCUCCCCUCAACAGGCCAAAGAGUUAGGUUUCAUCGACGUAAUAGGUAACUUUCCCUCUCUCACUCGCAAGUCUGAUUCUCCCUCGCUCGACGAUAUUGAUUCUCCGUAUCCCGCUGAUGAUAUUGAUGGAUGA